Messenger RNA from Zalophus californianus (California sea lion), 3247 nucleotides. It is a transcript of the gene PEX16, whose product is annotated as peroxisomal biogenesis factor 16. The record is from RefSeq and is a predicted model, not a curated record. The transcript is spliced from 8 exons. Gene Ontology annotation, biological process: peroxisome organization. Bases 930 to 1838 code for a protein of 302 amino acids. Gene Ontology annotation, cellular component: peroxisomal membrane. Lineage: Eukaryota; Metazoa; Chordata; Mammalia; Carnivora; Otariidae.
CCGCCCGGUUUGGGAAGAUUCCCAGGCGUCUUCCCCGUCCCUUGGGGAAGAGCUGAGGACCGGGAGGUGCAUCCAAGGGCCGAAAAGCGCUUUGAGAUUGAGCCCGAGUUCAAGGACCAAGUCUCCCCUCAAAUCAUUUUACAGAUGGGAAAACUCGAGACCCAGAGAAGGGAAACACUCGACCAAGUCACCUCAAGCCAAGAGCGGAAGGCCGAAACAGUUUUCUCCGCGAAGAUGGGAGUGCGUGUCCGCACAGUCCAUGCGGGAGCUGUGGCCGAACACUAACAGUGGCUGACCAGGGAAUCGAGACUGCGUGGAAGGCUGGAUUCUUCCUUGCCUCAGUUUCCCCAGCACUACGUCUAGUAGGGGUCCGGGGACGAGGCAACUGGCUAAACGGGCCCCUGCCAGGACUCUCCCCGCACUCCCCAAGUCUGAUCGAAGUUCCUUUAGCAAGCUACCUCCCAGCCCUUUAAAAUACGGUCCUCCCGUUCGAGCCUCUCGGCGUUCUAUUGGAAAGACUCCAGGAUCCUAGUCCAUUCUCUAGAAUGAACUGCUCAGACUACCGCGGGAGCUUUCUUGGAACUGUUAACUGCGCAGGCGCAAAAAGCAACCCACCCAGAAGGCGGAAGCAGAGCCUCCCAACAACGCCGGGGGGUCGGGGGCGGAGAGUGUGCUUAACCAAUGACCUGAAGGAGCAGGGAGGGCGGGAUUAGGCCCGCAGUUGCUAAGCGCUACCAUAGUGGGAGGUGAUUUAAGAAAUGGGGUGAAGGGUGGUUCAAUGGCCCUUCACGUCAUCAUCCUUCUGGCCCUCGGAAGUUAAGCCACGAGGAGGCGGGCCUAGGACCGGAAGCAGGAAGGAGGGCGCAGGAAGCAGGGUGCUACAGCUCGUCGUACUGUCGGUCCGUGAGUCUGUCGGUCCCGAGGGCAGGAUGGAGAAACUGCGGCUUCUGAGCCUCCGCUACCAGGAGUACGUGACUCGUCACCCGGCCGCCACGGCCCAGCUGGAGACGGCAGUGCGGGGCCUCAGUUACCUGCUGGCAGGUCGCUUCGCCGAUUCGCACGAACUGUCAGAGCUGGUGUACUCUGCCUCUAACCUGCUUGUGCUGCUCAAUGAUGGGAUCCUGCGGAAGGAGCUUCGGAAAAAGUUACCUGUGUCGCUGUCCCAGCAGAAGCUGCUGACAUGGCUGAGCGUGCUCGAGUGCGUGGAGGUGUUCAUGGAGAUGGGGGCCGCCAAGGUGUGGGGUGAAGUGGGCCGUUGGCUUGUCAUCGCUCUCAUCCAGCUGGCCAAGGCUGUCCUGCGGAUGUUCCUGCUGAUCUGGUUCAAGGCUGGCCUCCAGACCUCACCCCCCAUCGUUCCGCUGGACAGGGAGACCCAGGCACAGCCCCCGGAUGGUGACCAGAGCGCUGGUGGCCAGGAGCAGUCAUACGUGGGGAAGCGGUCGAACCGAGUGGUACGAACCCUCCAGAACAGGCGAGGAUCCUCUUCCUGCUCCAGCUGCUGGCGGACCACGUCCCGGGCAUUGGCCUGGUCGCAAGGCCACUCAUGGAUUACUUGCCCACCUGGCAGAAAAUUUAUUUCUACAGCUGGGGCUGACCCAUCCUGGAGAGGGUGCACGGAGGGGCAGGGGGUGCCCCGGCCGUCAAGUCCCCUGGGGCCUCUUUGCCCUAAUAAAACUGACUCUGGCAGCGUCCCAGCACGUGGCCUCUCCGUGCCCGCCACCCAGGGCUCCCAGCUCUCCCCCCUGGCCCACCGGGCACCCCCCCACCCCGGACAUCCUCUCGACUUUUCACCCUCUGGCGAUGGAGCCACUGUGGCCCGCACGUUGUCCCUGGGCUGAGAAGCCUCCUGUCGGGACGGGGACCUGGGCUCCUCUGGCCUCAGAAAGCUGGGGUCUAGUGUCCUUGAGCGUGGGAAGCGGCUUGCUGUGGCAGCCGCGGAGGUGAACUCAGCUCCUCUCUCACUGGUCCCUGGUGACAACAGACAAGGUCCAAUGGGGCAGGGGGUGACCGCUGCCCAUGUGGCCUCUGGCCAGAGGCUCUGUCUGCCCCUUCCCUGCAGGGCCCUGUCCUCUAGCCUGCCAGCCUGUGAUGGAGCCUGGUGAAUGGUGGGCCCGGCUUGGUGCAGUGACACCUCAAGCCCCGAGCCCCUGUUUCACAGCUGGAGGUGUUCUCCCACAGGCAAAGAAGGUGAGGCACCAGCCAGCCCUGGGGCCGGUGCUGGGGGCGGGCGUUGGAGGGGCUGGGAGCCCGAGGGGGUGCAGGUUCAGGGGGGAGGAGCUGGGGGUCUCUGCACACACCCCCUGCCCGCUCCCUGGUGGCCAAGUCUCCUGGGGCCGUGCACAGGCUACGGCAGGGGGGUGGGGGGGCACAAGCACCCAGACGGGGCAACUGCAGCCUGGCCUUUCUGCCUGGCCCGUCCCCUUCCUCAGCCUCCGCCCCUGUCCCCUUUGCCCUGUGAAUAGACCUAACUCUCCUGCUGGAGUUUCUAGCAGGGUGAGCCGCCUUCCAAAUUCUGAGGGCUCCAUCCGCACCACUUCUGCCCUGCCUCACUUCCUCUGACACCUGGGGGGAGCCACGGGAGGAGGGGCCAGCCUUCCUCUGCUACCCUCCAUGCCCCGCAAGUGCCUCUGGGAAGGCACGCCCAGGUCCUGGGCCAGAAGGUGAAGGGACGAGCCUUCAGGUGGUCACAGCUUGGGGCCCCGAUCUGUUGGGUACAAGGACCGUUGCUGGGCACGUGCCCUGUCAGUGGGCUCUGGGCCGGGGGCUGUGCGUGCGGCGGGAGGAAAGCCGGCCUUGCUGUUGGGCGCUAACCCAUCCGCAGAGACACAUAAAUGCAGCACGCUGGGGCGUGGGAGUAGGUAGGAGCGUGUACCUGAGGGAGUCUGGGUCGGAGGUGGGUGAGUGGAGGUGCUCGCUGCCUGGACGGAUGCCUGUGGAGGGCGCACCCGUCAGGGAGGCCUCGGUUCAAGCAGGGGUAACCCUGCGCCAGUGUGGGGCCGGUGGGAGAGCAGGUUGUGCAGUGAGUCACUGCUGGGGCAGAAGGGAGGGAGGAACAGCGGGAGGGGGUAAGGUCAGGGCCAAAUCCAACAGACCCUCGCAGGCCAGGCAAGAAACUCAGACCUGCUUCCGGAAGGCAGUGGGGAGGGGAGCAUUUUAAACCUCAUCUCAGGGCGCCUGGGUGGCUCAGUCCGUUAAGUGUCUGCCUUCAGCUCAGGUCGAGAUCCCGGAGUCCUGGGAUUGAGUUCUG